AUGGCCGAUCAGUGUUCGCUGCGCUUGGUGCGAGAACUGGCUCAAUUCGAGCGAAGUGAGCAGCUCGGUAUGAGAGACACCUCUGUUUCCACCUCUGGUGCUGACAUCACGAUAGCUUUCACUGUCGCUUAUGAUGAAAACAACACGCGAGACAUCCAAGCCCUCAUCAUCGGGCCCCCAGGCACACCCUAUGAGCUGGGGUUCUAUGAAUUUGCCAUCAGAAUACCAUCUGGCGAGAAAGCUCCGAUAUCGCUAACCGAACUAGAUUACCCUGCGAGUCCGCCAACAGUGAGGCUGAAGACCACUAAUCAGGGCCGCACGCGCUUCGGCCCUAACCUCUACGCAAACGGGAAGGUUUGUCUCACAUGGCCUGGAGACCGCGGCGAGGAAUGGUCUCCCGCCCAAGGACUGGAGUCAGUCCUGCUAUCUAUCCAAAGUCUGCUAUCCUCAAACCCAUAUAUCUUGGAGCCAGGGUUUGAUAGCAGGGGCGCCGAUACGGAGAACAUAGAGGCAUACAAAUCCAAGAUACGACACGAGAACCUUCGACUGGCAGUUCUUGACCCUCUAGAAAAAGCCCUCCAAUGUCCCGCAUUAGCCUGGCAACGCAGAGCGCAAAGAACUGGCGAUGGACAAGCAUCUGAUCAAUCCACACUGAGUGCCUUUGGGGACUUUUGCAAACAACGAUUCCUCUGGUACCUGGAUCUUUACAACAACGUGAUUGAGAAAGGCAUCGUGGACGACGCACGGAGACACGAGACCCCAUUUAUCCAGAUGCCGUUUGAGAGUUCGAGCAACGGUAUGCAUGGUACAUGGGAUUACACCAAGCUGAAGACUCGCCUAGAAAGCAUCCAAGAACAGUUGAUGGAGGAGACACACAAGUGGCCUAUCGAGGGCCUGACAUUGACCAAAGAGGACGCUGGGAUUGCGGUGAAAUUGCUGGGACAGCAUGAGCAAAUUGUUGCGGAAAUGAAGUCUCGGACGCAGGUCAUGGACCUUUCUCUUGUUGAUGGCAACCCUUUCGUCUGGCGACUCACCUACGCUGGCCGCACGGAAUCUCGACUGGAGGGUGGUAUCAUCAAGAUCAAGAUCUUCAUCAGCCCUCGACACCCGUUAGAGCAGCCCCGUGUGUUUGUUGAGUCACCCCUCUAUCAUAUCCGUGUCUCCAAGACGGGUGUGAUGAUUUAUCUGCCUGCUCGAGCUGACGAGAUCCGUCAUCACAUCGACGGCAUCAUCAACGCCCUGGAGGAAGACAGCCCGCCAUACAACCCACUCAUGACCGUAAACCCGGAGGCAAGUUCUCAGUGUUGGGGAACUGAAGUGGAGCGUAGGCUCUACCGUCGCAAGCUUCGAGCGUCGCUAGAGGCAUCCUAA
Molecule: messenger RNA, 1371 nt
Organism: Penicillium nucicola
Lineage: Eukaryota; Fungi; Ascomycota; Eurotiomycetes; Eurotiales; Aspergillaceae
Product: ubiquitin-conjugating enzyme E2
Exons: 6
Coding region: 1-1371 (456 amino acids)
Biological process (GO): negative regulation of apoptotic process
Cellular component (GO): nucleus
Molecular function (GO): ubiquitin conjugating enzyme activity; cysteine-type endopeptidase inhibitor activity
Source: RefSeq, a predicted model, not a curated record